Molecule: messenger RNA, 297 nt
Organism: Perkinsus marinus ATCC 50983
Lineage: Eukaryota; Perkinsozoa; Perkinsida; Perkinsidae
Exons: 3
Coding region: 1-297 (98 amino acids)
Source: RefSeq, a predicted model, not a curated record
AUGAAGAAGGCCCUCCAGGGGCAUUUGGGGAGGGGUCACCGAUGGGCCGAUGAGGCAGACAUGGCUCAGAGUAUAGUGCUCGACCUUGACAGGCGCAUUGAAAGCAUCUCCAACGGGCCUCCCGGUAUUGUGAGUGAGAUCGAUCGAAGGACGCUUCUCGUGGAGAGAGAUGCCCAGGUAGCUGCGGCUGCAACUGCCGAGGAGCACAUGUUGGCAGCUGCGCUGGUAUGCCGUGAGCUGCAGGUUCGAGUAGCAGUGAGUGGCGUAGUAUGCGCUGUCUCCAUCGACCUUCACUAG